UUUAGUUAAGUAGAGUUUAUUCGAUGUUUCCACGGUACGAAGCGUGUCGGUGGUAGUGAUGGUGUUACCACCGCCAUUCGACGACGCUUCGAAACAGUGCGCGCUACCAUUGACAUUAUUAAAGGAUGAGUGAACCGUGCGUCUAAUUAACGAUUCAAGCAUGAUCGUUGUAAUACUGCUCUUCUACAUCUCGACCGCCAGCUCUGAAGAAGUUGGCACCGUCUGCAAUUCCUGUAUCAAAGUGAAUACAGCUUGCUACAAUGUCUCCUAUCUCUUCGACAUCGAAGCUCCAUUCAGAAACCGAAUCGUCAUCAGCAAACUUGGCAUCCUCAGAUCGACGAAUACCCUUUUCUUCAGCUUCGAACCUAGUAUUGAAGACAAAGAGUAUUACAAGGUCGGAUUUAUUAAUUUAGAUAAUCCCGUUAACAUAAGUGUCAUAUCAGGCGAAAAGCAAAUAAUGAACUUUGGCACGUUUGAUUUAGACCAAGAUAAUGAAUUGGUAUAUUUAGGAGGCAGCGACGGUAUCUACGUUCUAGAUACGAAAGUGAACAGAGUAGCACCAUACGGUUCCAGAGGUGAUAUGAUUAUAAGUUUAUUCUAUAAAGGUUACGUAUAUUUUAUAAAAUACGGUGAAUUUAAGAUUACUAAAAAGAGAGGAGAUAAUUUCGACGUGCUAUUCGAUAUGAUGCAAGUUAAGAAUUUCGUUUCCAAUAAAUAUGAUGUAUCGGUGUUACUGUGUGAUUACGGCCUAUUUGCGAGCAAAAGAGACGAAAUGGUAUGGCUCUCAAAGAACUCAUAUUUUAGAGGAUUAACGAUUGAUUUAGAUAAUAACAUUUACGCUUGGUGGAUAGACGGUAUAUAUAGAGUGAUAAUAGAACCGAAAUUAGCGAAUUCUAGGAUUGUAAGAGUUGCACGCAUUCCUUCUAUUGGCGCACUGACGUUUGACAAUGAUAAUAACUUUCUCUUUACGGUCGGAAAAAGUUUAUUUAGAUUGAUUGAAACGAGCAACACAACUGUUUGUUGAUUUAUACUUAAUUACUAAUAAUAUUAGCGAUUAAUUUGCAGCCUUCGCGUAUAU
Molecule: messenger RNA, 1078 nt
Organism: Vanessa tameamea
Lineage: Eukaryota; Metazoa; Arthropoda; Insecta; Lepidoptera; Nymphalidae
Product: ommochrome-binding protein-like
Exons: 2
Coding region: 161-1024 (287 amino acids)
Source: RefSeq, a predicted model, not a curated record